Molecule: messenger RNA, 556 nt
Organism: Drosophila guanche
Lineage: Eukaryota; Metazoa; Arthropoda; Insecta; Diptera; Drosophilidae
Exons: 1
Coding region: 150-551 (133 amino acids)
Source: RefSeq, a predicted model, not a curated record
UACAGAGUGGGGAAAAUGCCGCGGAAAGGGUUAACCGAUCGAUUAAUGCCGCGCUCAGAGCGUACGUUCGUACUGACCAUCGUGAAUGGGAUGUGUUCCUUAGUAGCAUAAACUGUUCGUUGAGAAAAUCAAUACACCAAUCAGUUGGCAUGGCACCAUAUUUCGUGGUCUUUGGUCAGCACAUGGUUUCACAUGGCCAAGAUUACAAAAUGUUGCGAGAAGUCGAAUUACUCAACGAGGGCGAGGGAAAAUUGUCAAGAGCUGACGAAUUUCAGAAGAUUCGCUCAAACAUCGAGAAACACCUGACAAAAGCUUACAAGAGAAAUCAACGCACUUACGACCUGAGAUCCAAGCCUCGUUCGUUUGAGGUAGGUCAAGAAGUAAUAAAGAGAAAUUUUUCUUUGAGUGGCGCGGCCAAUAACGUUAACGCUAAACUAGCUCCAGUUGGAGUGAAGGCUCGCGUAAAGCAGAAAUGUGGCCAACUGAUUUAUCUACUGGAAGACUUGAACGGUAAAGAGCUGGGGAAAUUUCACAUUAAGGAUAUUUGGUAGCUAGA